CUGCUAACUGCUUCUGCAGCGCUCACUAAUCCUUUUUCGUCGUUUCCGUUAAUAGAACGUGUGGUUUGGAAACGUGAUCUUUUCGUAAUUAAUUUUUAUCUGCAUUUUCUCUUAAAAAUCCUCGAAAGUAAUUAUCAAAAUGCCUCCUAAAUUUGAUCCAAAUGAAAUAAAGAAAGUAUAUUUACGAUGCGUUGGUGGUGAAGUAGGAGCUACUUCGUCCCUUGCUCCUAAAAUCGGUCCUCUUGGUUUGUCUCCAAAAAAAGUUGGCGAUGACAUUGCCAAGGCUACCAGUGACUGGAAGGGUUUGAAAAUCACAGUUCAGUUGACUAUUCAAAACAGACAAGCUACGAUCUCGGUUGUGCCAUCUGCCGCUUCGUUGAUAAUUAAAGCUCUGAAAGAGCCACCCAGAGACCGUAAAAGGCAAAAGAACAUCAAGCACAGUGGUAAUUUGACAUUUGACGAUAUUGUUUCUAUUGCCCGUGCUAUGAGAUCAAGAUCAAUGUCACGAACACUCGGUGGUACCAUCAAAGAAAUCUUGGGCACAUGUCAGUCCGUGGGAUGUACUGUAGAAGGUAGACCACCUCAUGAUCUUAUAGACGACAUUAACGCUGGAGAACUGGAAGUUCCGGAAGAAUAAAUUUUGAUAUUGUAAGGUGCCGAAAAUAAAAAUACUUUAAAAUGGAGUUAAAAAUGUGUUGCAAUUUCUUUAAUUAACCACAUAUCUUUAAUUAAUCACAUGUAUAUUAUCUUAUUUAGUUUUAUUUUUCAAGUACACAUGAUACGUAUUACAUACACAAUUAUUAAAUUGAGCAUGAUUAAAAAAUUCUGCUUCAAAAUAUUUCACAAAUUUGAAAUAUGAAUAAUUCUUUAUAAGUUUCUGUAAAAUAAUGUUAGAAAGUUGAUUAAUUCUUUUAGAAUUUCUUAUCUGACAAAUUACUUGGAAUCUUUGCGAUAUAAUAAAAUAAUGUAUACAAAUUUUA
This is a messenger RNA of Wasmannia auropunctata (little fire ant), 980 nucleotides long. It is a transcript of the gene RpL12, whose product is annotated as 60S ribosomal protein L12. NCBI's taxonomy places the organism in Eukaryota, Metazoa, Arthropoda, Insecta, Hymenoptera, Formicidae. Gene Ontology annotation, biological process: translation. Gene Ontology annotation, molecular function: structural constituent of ribosome; large ribosomal subunit rRNA binding. The transcript has 4 exons. The record is from RefSeq and is a predicted model, not a curated record. The coding region runs from base 140 to 637 and encodes 165 amino acids. Gene Ontology annotation, cellular component: cytosolic large ribosomal subunit; ribosome.